CGCUGGCAUGUGGGGCUUUGACUCAGGAAUUUGCUGUCCAAACAGGAUGCCCUGAGCGCCAGAGACUUUUCUGCAACCCCCCCUCACCCCCAGCUGGGGGGCCGGCCCUCCGUGGUGCUUUAUAAACCCCUGGCUCUGGGGAAGGAGCCACAGAGAACCUCUGGAACUCCAUCCUCGCUCUUAGCUCAGAGCUCAGCUGCUCAUUCGGUCUCUCUGGCACGCACUUUCUUGCUUGUUCUCUUCUCUCUGGGUUUAUUUUUUUUUUCCUGUCUUAGGAAAGCAAGAUGCACUUUAGAAACUUUAACUACAGUUUUAGCACCCUCAUAGCCUGUGUGGCAAACAGUGAUAUCUUCGGCGAGAAUGAAAUCAGGGCCAAGUUCGAAUCCCUCUUCCGGACCUAUGACAAGGACAUCACCUUUCAGUAUUUUAAGAGCUUCAAGCGAGUCCGGAUCAACUUCAGCAGCCCCCUCUCUGCCGCCGAUGCCAGACUUCGACUUCAUAAGACGGAAUUUCUGGGGAAGGAAAUGAAACUGUAUUUUGCUCAGACGCUGCACAUAGGCAGUGCGCACCUGGCACCCCCCAACCCAGACAAGCAGUUUCUCAUCUCUCCGCCAGCCUCCCCUCCCGUCGGCUGGAAGCAAGUGGAAGACGCGACCCCCGUCAUAAAUUAUGAUCUUUUAUAUGCUAUCUCCAAGCUGGGGCCAGGGGAAAAGUACGAGCUGCACGCAGCGACCGACAGCACCCCCAGCGUGGUGGUGCACGUAUGUGAGAGUGAUCAGGAGAACGAGGAAGAGGAGGAGAUGGACCGCAUGAAGAGGCCCAAGCCCAAAAUCAUCCAGACCCGGAGGCCGGAGUACACGCCCAUUCACCUGAGCUGAAGGGGCCUCCGUGGACUCACGGAGCCGUGCUCUGAAGUCACGCUCAUGGGGAGGCGUCUGGGACUGUGCGAGCGAGCAAGCAGCUGCUCACACAAAGCUUUGGAGGUGGCAGCCGCUGUGGCUGUGUCACCAAUUCCCGGUGUCCCGGGAUGGAGCCACUGGGCUCUUGUGUCCUGGUUCUCGGGCUGCCGGGUGACAGGCAAUGUUCAUGGCUCCCGAGGAAAGUCCUGGGCGCGCCACUGAGUGUAGUAGGGUGACCGCACAUGGACAUUUGGGGGGGGAACACACGUCUUGAGGACACUCGGUUCACGUUCGUGUUAAUUUGUAUUUGUUCUUUUUCGGUACGUUCUGUGUUUGUCAAAAGUAGGGUUGAAUGGGAGGGGUCUGCAGAGAGUUUAGGGUCAGUUCACCAAGUCCCAACCCUGUGCUCCCCAUGGCAGGGCUCUCUGCUGGCAGUAAAAGGCACCUUUGGUGAAAACCACAUAGUGCCCGCACAGAGGCGGUGACAGUGACAGCGGUGCACCGUGAAAACAGUGGCAGUUUAUUCCUUCCGUCCCUGCCUGUUUGAACACUUGUGCUUGUUCAGUCCCAGUUUUUUCCCCAAACUAGUUCUUGUUUGCAUUUAGAGUCGCAUCAUUGUUGGUUCCUAUCUCUUGGGAAGAUUAGAAAGCAUUUAAAAAAAUAAAAAAAAAGAAAAAGUAUGGCUUUUCCAAAACCUAAAUUCCCUUUGUAGCAAUGCCCAUUUGUGAACUUCUGCCUGGAAUAUAUCUGUCCGCUCAGCCUCUCACAUAACAACAUCCCCCCACGCUCCCAUGCUGUUUGCAAAAAGAAGUUGAGCUGAAAUUUCUGCAGAGAGUUCCCUCUGGCAAAUUCAGAGAUGGACAGUUUCACUACCAACCCAUAGUGGGAGUGAAAUUUGAGUGGAGUUUUUGUUUGGAGUCUGGCAAUGAUUUCAUUUUAUUUCUUGGGCAUGGUGGUUGAUAUAUAUGAGUUAUAACUAAAUCCUUUUUAUGGGGGCAUAGAGGUUUGUGGGGAGCUAUUGGUGGAAUUCGCUGAAUUUUUAGACCCUGCUAAAAUAUCAAGAUACACUUGUAAAUAAAGCUGAUAGCCUAGAGUCAUAUCUGUUGUACAUUUGGGGUGGAACAAAAUGGGGACAGUGGGGGGAGGAUAGGAUUAGCGUAAGAUGUACUAACUUACCUGUGAAUUGUAUGUAUGUUGUAAAAAAAAAACUUUGCUGUUUCUACAUUUGCAGGACUCAAAUUCCAGUGGAAGUGGGAGUAGUGGGUGUGUGAUGGUGUGACAUGAAGGACUCAGUGCCUUUCCCCAUUCAUUCCUGGUGGAAUCGUUACACUAAACUCAAUGUCUGUGAUUCUUUUCUAGCUGUAAUGUGUCCAUCCAAUAACUGAGCUAUCCCAUGUUCCACCUUACCUGCUCCCGCCAUUACAAAUAUUCAUUUGUCAGUUUUGAAAUCCCCCAAUGCCGAGUAACAAAUGCAUGCUCUGGAAACUUGGGAGACAGUCCUCUUUGGGAAGAGGAAAAAAAUGUGUUUGGUCCGUUCCCGAGAUUGGGUGAAUGUUCUCAAAACCCUGUUUACAGUCUCUGAGGGUGGGGUGGGGGUGGAGGCAGGUGUGUGGGAGAGACCUUUGCGUUGCUGUUCAAGUGUUCCUAGUCAAGUGCUUUUCAACUGGAGAGGCUAGCCACGCACUAUUUUUUUUUAACUGCAUUCUAUAAUAAAUCGAUAAGAGAUGCUCUUUACGGAAAAGUCA
Molecule: messenger RNA, 2644 nt
Organism: Suncus etruscus (white-toothed pygmy shrew)
Lineage: Eukaryota; Metazoa; Chordata; Mammalia; Eulipotyphla; Soricidae
Gene: RCAN1
Product: regulator of calcineurin 1
Exons: 4
Coding region: 285-878 (197 amino acids)
Biological process (GO): calcium-mediated signaling
Cellular component (GO): nucleus; cytoplasm
Molecular function (GO): calcium-dependent protein serine/threonine phosphatase regulator activity; nucleic acid binding
Source: RefSeq, a predicted model, not a curated record